This is a messenger RNA of Armigeres subalbatus, 2565 nucleotides long. RefSeq lists its product as uncharacterized. The transcript is spliced from 2 exons. Lineage: Eukaryota; Metazoa; Arthropoda; Insecta; Diptera; Culicidae. Gene Ontology annotation, biological process: regulation of transcription by RNA polymerase II. Gene Ontology annotation, cellular component: nucleus. The coding region runs from base 338 to 2509 and encodes 723 amino acids. The record is from RefSeq and is a predicted model, not a curated record.
UCGAUCGGAGGGAGCGUGCUGGAAUGGUCGUGUCGUCGCAGUGGUCGCACCGAAAAACGUUCUGCCCAAAGCUUACGGUUGUUCUGUGUAGAAGUGUGAGGGCCAGUUUCCUGCUGUGCUGCAUCGGAAUCAGUGUGCGUGCGUGACAAAAACAGGAGGACAGUGUGUGGGGAAGGGAAGCCGAGAACUGGACAUGCGAGACCUGCCGCCGAUGCUGCGGAAGAGGAACGGCAAAUCGCAAAGACUGGACUUGUGGUUGUUUCCGCGGUGUGCCAUCGAACUUACUGCUGCUGCGAACGGUUCGUGACUUGCUGCAGGGAGAACAAGAACAAGGAAGAUGAUUCGUCGCGAUCAUCAGCCAACGCAGUCAUCGCCUUCGUCCACCACCUUGGCGGACGAUGGAGCAGCGGUGGUUACGGCACGUAACUUUCGGAGCAAAAGCAUUGAAGGAGGAGCGGCGAGGCGUGACAGUAAGGACCGGAGCGUUCGUACCAGCACUAAUCAGUCACCGUCGGCCGUAAUGGUCUACAUGCCGGUCGGAGUUAAUCAAAUCAAGGAGGAAGCUAAUGACACGUACAUUCACCCCGACUCGGAAGUCUCCCUCGAUGCCAACAGCACGCUUGCUCACGUCCUAGAGGACUUCUCCAACGACGAUGACGUCCCACACGAACCGGAAAUCGAAAUCAAAACCCACUCGCGUUCCUUGGAGGAACCCACCUUUCGGAAACAUCACUUUAGUAGUACGUCGCAGCAGAAAGCUCUCCAGCUGCAACAGCAGAUGGGUAACCUGGCGUACCAGCUGUCCGAUCAACUGUUCAAACCCGUUCCCAUGAAUAUCCUCACGAAGGACAUGCUGGAGCAGAAGAUCGCCGAGAAGGAUCCGGACCUGGUCUACCGGAAGCAUCACAACAACAACAGCACCUGGGCCCGAUAUAUGCCCAUGUACUACAAAGGCGUCAAGCAGAACUACGUUCGAUGUCUGGAAUGCGGCUGGUUGGUCCUGCACAAAGCUAGCACCGGCACCGGAUCACUUCUCAGGCACAAAUGCAAGAUCAAACUACCGUCCGGCGUUGAGGUGAAGAUCGAACAACAACCGCCAGCUUCCAGGAAUCUCCCGACGAAAGCGGCCACGGCCGUCGGAUCUACCUCAUCGCGAUCGUCAUUCCAAACAACCGUCAUGCCUCAGAACGUGGUUGACGAUCUGGUUCGGCAACAAGCCUGCUUCCUGUACAAAGAUCUCAGCAGCGUGGAUCUCUUCGAAAGCCACAGCUUCCGCACAUUUGCUCAAAUGCUGGUCAACAUAGGCGUUUACUAUGGACAGCAGGACGUGACGUUCCUGGCUGACCGCACGAGACUGAUGGAUCAGAUCCUACCCACAAUCUACCAGCAAGCACGGAUCCAGUUGAACCAAGCUCUCGUGGACUGUGAUCUCAGCUACAGCUUCAACCUGUUCCGCAACGAAGUUGUAGGCAAAACAUUCGCAACGAUCAACUCCUAUACCGUCGCGGAAGACUACUAUUUUCGCAAAAUAAACGUUAAGACUGUGCCUGUGGAAGACUUGAAAUCCUUCGUGGAAGGACUUCCCUCGAUUAUCACCGACAUGAUAGAGAAAGAACACAACGAACCCCUGAAGUUGAUCUAUGGUGCCAAGCUGGACGUCCGAAGCGACGACUUUGAGCUGAUACCGUGUGUGGUGACCGCCCUUUGGGGAAUCAUGAAGAAAAUCAUGGACAUGUUCAAAUUCAACAGCGAGCAGUAUGUGGAGAAGAUCUUCCUCGCGGAAGAUGACGAAGAGGAAGACGCUAUGAAGAAAAUUCUGGCGCCAUUCAAGGAACCAAUCCGAAGUCUUGUCUCGGACGGUAACGUAACGAUCACCGAGGUAGUGCUUUGGAAAAAGAAGCUCGAGCGACACUUUCGAGUGGAGGAAACUGACGAUGAUAACUUGAAGACUAUUAAAGAAGCAUUCCAGAUGCAGAUCAAGCAAAGCUUGAAGCUGCACGAUUAUCAUAAGAUAGCUGUAUUCCUAGAUCCCAACUUUAAGGGUUUACGUUUCCUCUCGGAAGAGGAACGCAACGAAACGUUGGCCAUCGUAAAGGCACAUCUGCGGCGCGACAAGGCAGGAAUCGAUCAGCUGAACCUGACCAAGCUCUACUCCAGCGGCGAGAAAAGCAACGUCGAAAUCCGGAAGGAAACCAAGUUCUACGAGUUUAUGGACGCCUCGCUGGAGGUGGAGCCGGCCGACGUGGUGGACGACGAAAUCCGACAGUACGUGGACGUUAAGCUGGAGGCGCCGAUCGAUGUGUUGACGUACUGGCGCAACGAAAAUGCAUUCCCCCUGCUGAAGAAGCUCUGCCAGCGGGUACUGAACAUUCCAGCGGCCUGUGAUGAUAUGAAGCUGCGUUUCACCGGCGAACGAACCGGCGAGCAGCGGGACUUCCUCAAGAAGCGCGCUGUGCUGCGAGAGGAGGAAAUCGAUAUGAUGCUCUAUCUGAACCAGAAUGGGCCGUGAUUAUCUUAUUCUUAUUUGAAUAAAGUGAAAGACUUGACUAGUGUUAUUUAUAUUAA